Loxodonta africana (African savanna elephant) is the source of this 16164-nucleotide messenger RNA. RefSeq names its product ecotropic viral integration site 5 like (gene EVI5L). Bases 12521 to 14938 code for a protein of 805 amino acids. Lineage: Eukaryota; Metazoa; Chordata; Mammalia; Proboscidea; Elephantidae. The record is from RefSeq and is a predicted model, not a curated record. The transcript has 19 exons.
CACACACACACACACACACACACAUAUAUCUGGGAGCCUCCAGUUCUACACAGAGAGAUAGCCUUGAGCCCCAACUACUUAUACUGACAGAUACCCAGACCCCCAACACAGAGACACCAGGAGAUGCCAACACGCAUUCCAGAGUCCCACAGACACUUGGAUCCUCCAGCAUAUACAAGAAACCCAGAAUGUUCCACAUAGAUCCCCCACCGUACACAGACACACCACGCACACGCACACAGAGGACGACCCUCAGCACUUACACUGCCCUGGGUCCCACCUGACCAGACCCUCCCAGAGCUCCCAACAGGUCACAGUUCAAGCAGAGAUUCAGAGACUGUAGGGGACUGGCCUGCUCCAGGUAACCAGCCUACCCAGCCACACCAGCCUCCCUGGACCAGACGCUGCACUGGUGCCCUGGAGGGUGGCAGGGACCCAGAAUCUCCUAGUGCCCCGUGGGCACCAGCCCCUUUAUCCAUCUCAGCCUGAUUUGCCUUCUUCAAAGGGAAGGAGACUCACUCCUCCUCCUACACCAAAGUGUCCCAAAAGGAACCACUGCCCGCCCCCUAAUUUAUGCCACCCUCUGUGGGGAGCUCAGACAGUGCCUGGCCCCGGUCCUGAAGUGUGACCAGACUGGUAGGACCAGCAUCCUGACCCCAUCACGCCUGCUGGCCUCAGCCUGCAGUGCCCGCGCCAUGGUCGGGGCUGCUUCUUGCACUGACUCCUGUCGGCCCACUGGGUUCUUUCACCCACGAUGGGUGUGCUUUGCCAAAAUGAAACGGCUGCCUUCUAUCCUGGCGUUUAGGACCUGUGGGCUGGGUUUGGCCUGCCAGAAGCAGGCAUCUCUUUGUUAAGGAAUAUUUCCAGAAGGGAAAAAUGUGCUGAAGAGGCUCGGGUGGAGCGUGAGUGUGGAGACUGCUCGGUGUUGUCCCUGGGCCGGGCUGUGACUGAGCUCAAGGACCUGUUAUGCAGCCCCCCUCCCACUCAUCCUUCCACCCCAUGGUUCUCACCCUCUGGUCUGACCCGUGGAUUCCCCUGGGCCUCUGUGGUCAACUGCGGGUGGUUUGGAAGGAAUUGCAGAUGGCUUGGCCCUGGCACACGGAUGUAGCGAGACAGGAGAGGAGCAGCCAGGCCAUUUGAGAUGGUGUGCCUGCAACUACAGGGCUUAAGGAGGAGCCCCAGUUCCCAUGAGUUGGACCCAAGAUCAGCCCAGCCCGAUAACCACUUGUCUGGGGCCCUUCCCAUGACCCAGAAAGCCCCAGAUUAAGAGGCCUGGGCUUUCUUGUGGAUAGUCACCAGUGUAUCCUAGGUAGCCCUGGACAAAUCUCAUCUUGGCUCAGUGCCUCAACUUCCCCACCUGGAAAAUGAAACAGAAAUCUUUGGCACAGUACUUUGACCCACUGAGGUUAGGAUAUGGCACUGAAUGUUCUCUGGGCAUUUUGUGGAAGGGAACAGUGGCCUCUGCCCGUGUAGUCACCUGUCUGUAGAUUCUAACAGAGCCACUGGCCGCCUCAGCCCCCGGGUUAUUAUAGGAUGAUGCCUUACUGGAUACCAGCCGCCACCUUGAAGUGGGACUGGUGGGAUGAGGGGGAGAGAUGGUCUGUUGUGGGACAUGUGGCCUCACAGGGACCCCUGGGGGACUGAGGGGUAGGGGGCUGCUUGCUAUCCAUGCAGACACCCCACAUAGACCCCUGACACCAAGUGAGGAGAGGUUUGCUCUGUGCACUUACUGAAGGUCAUGUGGCACCCAGGAAGCAAACCUCACAGCCUCCCCAGGGUGGGACUCUGUGAGGACAGAGCCAUGAGCUGUUUAGGAAAACACAAGAAGGCUCCUGAGUGAGCUGUAAACUAUAUCAGCAUGGUCUUAUGCUAGACUAGGGGCCCAGACCUACUAUUUGUGUGCAUUGGCAGGUGCAGGCAUACAAGGGAGAGCAAGGACAUCCAUCCCUCACACAGGACACAAAUGUGGGAAGCCCUGCCAUGUACCAGGACUUGAGUCAGACAGGGGCUGGGCUUGGAGACAUGUCAGAUAUGGUCCCUGCCCUGCAUCUAAAGACUGUCUCCAUAUCACGAGUCGAGAGCUGAAGCCGGCAGCGUACACUGAUCAGGCUCGGCCCUGGGCUCCAUGCCAAGUGCCAUUUAUCUAUUAUCUCAUUUAAUCCUCACAACAACCUAGAGGCACCAGGAGCCCAGCUCAUGCUUGCUCUUCCUACCUCGGCCUGCCACCUGCCAGGUGCACUUAUGAGACAGAAUUAUGUAGUAUGUGCUGCAGGAGCAGAGAAAAGGGCCCGGCGCAUUCCUGGGGCUGGCAGAGAAAGUGUGUAGCAGGCAGGGGUGACGGAUGGACUGAUGGACAGGCCUGGGAGAGGAGAUGCACUCACCAGGCAGGCACGGCAGGGAAGGGUCCUCGGUAGUGGAAGUUCCUGGAGAGAGGCCCAGGAAGCAGGAAUAAGCGUAGUGCAUUCAGAGAGGGGGCCUCCUCCUACAGGCCUCUGUGUCCCAAAUACAAUCCAUGGGACACACACCGUGGCAUGGGACACUCCCUGGCAAAAGGGUUCCGUAGUUAGAAGAAUUUGGGAAAGGCUACACUUGCCACCCUCCUCAAGGACAUUUGCAAUACACGCACUCUAGAAGCCUAGCAGACAGAUGGACGGACACUGGAUGGACAGGCAGGAGGAGGAAGGUCAGUCAGGAGAAUAGAGCAGGGCCAGAGCAGAGACUGUGGCUUCAGGGAGAUUUCAAAGGCUCUGUUGGCACGGGUCACCUAUGCCUUUCCUUCAUUUUUCUGCAUGCUAACUGUGAUGUUGUGUGGGGUUAUAUGAGUGAGGCCUGUCCCCCACACUGGAGUCCCUGGGUUGUGCAAACUGUCAACAGUGCUCGGCUGCUAACCAAAAGUCACCUCGGAAGAAAGGCCUGCUGGUCUACUAGAAAAGUCAGCCAUUGAAAACCCUAUGGAGCGCAGUUCUGCUCUGACACAUGGAGUUACAUGAGUCAGAAUUGACUUGACAGCAACUGAUUAACUGGUCUGGUCCUCCACACCAGCCUUUGAGUCCUACCAGGGCGGGCGCAUGCCUGUUUUGUUCCCAGGUGUGCCCCCAGCAAGGUCCCCGGGUGGUGCAAACAGAUUGCACUCAACUCUUAACCUAAAGGUUGCCGGUUCCAACACACCCGAUGGCACCACGGAAGAAAGAAACUGGCAAUCUGCUUCCUGUAAGAUGACAGCCAAGAAAACCCUCUGGAGCACAGGGUUACUCUGUAACACAUGGGGUUGCCAUGAGGGAGUUGACUCAACGGCAGUGGGUGACGGGUCCCCCUGGUGAGUACAAGGCACAAAGCAGGUGCUCCAUAAGUACUUGUUGGGUUUUAGGAGCUGACAGUCUACACACUCACUUCUGAAAGAGGGCCUGGAGAAUGGCCCUUCCACAAAAGGAGGUCUGACCUGUCUUCCUUGCCAAGCUCCCGAAGGCAGGGCUGACCCACCUCACCUCUUCCCCCAACCCCGGAAGGCUCUGCAGCUCACAGGACAGCAGGAAAGAUACCAUCUGGGCCUUGAAAAGCCGAGAACCUUUGCUGGGUGUCAUUUAUCUGAUUCUUCUGUCCCUGGAAGAAUUUAUGAGGGCUUAGUUUUUUCCCAGAGUCCCUGGGUGGCGCAGACGACUAAUGCACUGAGCUCCUAACUGAAAGGUUGACAGUUCAAGUCCACCCAGAGGCUCCUCGGAAGAAAGACCUCGUGAUCUACUUCUGAGGAAUCAGCCACUGAAAACCCUGUGGGGCACAGUUCCACUGUUCUGUUCUGACACACACAGGGUCACUGUGAGUCAGAGUCUACUCUCCGGCCAUUGGUCUGUUUUUCUGUUUUUUCCCCUUUGUCAUUCUCAGAGGCACUAAAGUAUAGAGAAAUGGAUUUGCCAGGCACAAACGUGGUAUGGUGGCAGAAAGCAAGCUGGUAAGGCUACAGGGUAGUAAACUUUUUUUUUUAGGUCGAAAGGAAUUCCACAGGCUGUAACGGUCCACCUCUCGGAUUUAGCCCGCAGGUGUUUGCUGGUGCUGCUGGUGCUAUUAUUACCAAUAAUGGUUAUAAUUUUAUGGUGUUUAAUCUUUAAACAAGGUCACCGCGUAAGGGGCGGGCCUGCUGAGGAGGGAAGAUUUUUUUCAUUCAUUCCAUAAAUAUUCAUUGAAUGUUGUUCUUAUUAGCUGCUGUCAAGUUGGCGCCUACUCAUGGUGACCUCAUGCUCCCCAGAACGAAAUGUUGCCCAGCCCUGCUCCAUGUUUACAGUCGUUGGUGUGCUUGAGUCCAUUGUGACAGCCACUGUGUAUUUUGAGUGUCUUCCAGCCUAAGGAGUUCAUCUGCCAGCACUAUAUUGGACAAUAUUCUGUUGUGAUCCAUAGAGUUUUCAAUGGCUGAUUUUUGGAAGUAGAUUUCCAGGCCUUUCUUCCUAGUCUGUCUAGGUCUGGAAGCUCCGCUGAAACCUGUCCACCAUGAGUGACUCUGCUGGUAUUUGAAAUACCGAUGGCAUAGCUUCCAGCAUCACAGCAACACACAAGCCACCACAAUACAAAGAACUGACAGAUGAGUGGUGGCUUUAAUUAUUGAAAUGAUUCCAAUUCAUAGUGACCCCAUAGGACAGAGUAGAACUGCCCCAUAGGGUUUCCCAGGAGUGGCUGGUGGAUUCGAACUGCUGACCUUUUGGUUAGCAGCCAGGCUCUUAACCACUGUGCCAUUCCUGCUCCAUGCGUGGUGGUAAAACUAGGUCCUGGGGACCCAGUAGUAGGCUAGGCACCCAGCCCCUGCAGAGGGGAUUUACCAUCCAGCAGGGAAUAAAUACCAUGGCCCAGGCCUUAUUUUAAGCACUUUGUAGGUCUUAGCUUAUUUAUUCCUCCCAAGAGGACCUGUGAGGCUGUCGUUAGCCGCUGUCGAGUGGGGCCCCCGACUCAUGGCGACCCCAUGCACGAUGGAACAAAACUCUGCCCAGUCCUGUGCCAUCCCCACAAUCAGUUGCAGAUCAGACCUGUGAUCCAUAGGGUUUUCAUUGGUUGAUUUUUGGAAAGAGAUCACCAGGCCUUUCUUCCUAGUCUGUCUUAGUCUGGAAACUCCACUGAGACUAGUUCAGCAUCACAGCAAUAUACAAGCCUCCACUGACAGAUGGGUGGCAGCUGGGCAUGCGGUGCCUUGACCAGGACUCAAACCUGAGCUCCUGCAUGGAAGGUGCAAAUUCUACCACUGAACCACCACUGUCGCUAUUUUCAAAGGAAAAAACUGAAGCAAGAGGUCAUACCUAAGAUAGAAAGUGGCAGAGGAAGGAUUUAAACCCAAGCCACCGGGGACCGAGAGAUCUGGGAUCAGCUACCCAGACUUCAGGAAAGCCAUGAAGAAGUCACAUCAACGUGGAGACAUCGUGGAGCAUUACAGAGCAGCAGCUAGACCAGGGGGCGAGAGGAAGGCAGUCAGGGACCUCUGAGUUCCAACUGUCAACGUUGUUAUCCGAGGGGCAGCUUGCCUGUCAGUUGCCCACCUCUUGCCAAGGAAAAGAACCCGAGACUCUAGGCUGGGCCAUUUCCUCAGUAGUCGGCAGAGCCAGCCAGGACCAUAACCGUCUGUUGGCCCGCGCUGGUGUCUAUCAGGCUGAGCAAAACUGAGGUCAUGUGGUAUCUAUCAGGGCUUCAGAUCCAGAACUGAGUCUGUGUCCUGGUGAUUACUAGAGUCGAGGGAUCAGAAACCAGGGGUAGAGGAGGUCACUUCCAACUCAUGGUGACCUCGAGUGCUACAAAAUAGAAUUGCUCCGUGGGAUUUUCUUAGCUGUAGUCUUUACAGAAGCAGAUCACCAGGCUUUUCUUCCGUGGUGCCGCUGGGUGGGUUCAAACCACCAACCCUUUGAUUACUAGUCAGUUCGUGCCACUCAGGGGCCUGGAAGGGUGGUAUGCAAUAGACAUUAAGAGGAAACGUGGCGUCUUUUUUUUCCCCAGCCCCAAAAAUACCAAGCUGUAAAACAUGGCACCAACACACCCACUUGCUCACCCCACUGAAAAAUUACGACUGUGGUUUACUGAGUGCCUACUGCCCUUGGCAGAGUCCCCGUGUGGUACAAAUGGUUAACGUGCUCGGCUGCUAACCGAAAGGUUGGCAGUUUGAGUCCACCCAGAAGCACCGCAGAAGAAAGCCCUGGCAAUCUCCUUCUGAAAAAUCAGCCAUUGAAAACCCUGUGGAGCACAAUUGUACUCUGACACACACGUUGGGCCGCCACAAGUCAGAGUCGGCUUGGCGGCAACUGGUUUGGCUGCACACGGUGAAUUCUGUGUCUUAUUACGGAAGAAAAAGAAUACGGAGAGCACGGUGGCGCAGCGGAAUGAUUUGGAACACAGGCCCUGGAGUCAGAGAGCCAAGUUCGAACCCUUGUUCCCUUACAGCCGAGCCGAAGGACUCGGUGAGCGACCUCCCUAUGCUAUGGCACUUCUCCUCUGACAGAGCUGUUGUUCACUUGUCAGCCUCCACCAGCCCAGAACCUUUUGUUUUGUUUUAAUUUUUUAAAUAGGCUUUAUUUUAUAGAACAGUUAGAUUUACAGAAAAAUUGCGAAGAGAGCACAGAGAGUUCCCAUGUACUGGACACCCCAUCUCCCCUGUUAUUAACAUCUUACAUUAGGGUGGUGCGUUUGUUACAAUUAACGAACUGGAAUUGAUACAUCGUUAAUCACUGAAGUUCAUGCUUUAUUCACAUUUCCUUCCUCUUCCCCUAAUGUCUCUUUUUCCGCCCAGGAUCCUACGUCACAUUUAGUAUCAUGUCUUUGUAGGUUCCUGCGGGCUGUGAAUUUCUCAGACUUUCCUUGUGUUUGAUGACCUUGACAGUUCUGGGGAGUACAGGUUAGGGAUUUUGUAGAAUGUCCCCAAUCUUGGUUUGUCCGCUGUUUUUCUCAAGGUUAGAGGGGGAGGAAACCCACGGAGGUACACUGCCGUUUUCACACAUCCUAUCAAGGGUACAUGCACUCGACAUGACUUAUCACUGAUGAUGCUGACCUUGAUCACCUGGCUGAGCGGCACAGAAAUUUUUGUCUUCAUUCAUUCAACAUACGUUUAUUGAACACCUACUGUAUGCCAGAUGCUGCAUUGUUAUUUUUGUUGUUAACUGCUGUUGAGUCAGCCCGUCACUCACGGCGACCUCAUCUACCACGGAACCAAACGCUGUCUGAUCCCACGCCAUCCCCGUGAUCAGUUACAGAUUGAACCGUUGUGAUCCGAAGGGUUUUCAUGGGCAGAUUUUUGAAAGGAAAUUGCCAGGCCUUUCUUCCUACUCUGCCUUAGUCUGAAAGCUCCGCUGAAACCUGUUCAACCUCCUGGCAACACACAAGCCUCCGCUGACAGACAGGUGGCGGCUGUGCGUUAGGCACAUUGGCUGAGAAUCGAACCCAGGUCUUCCUCUUGGAAGGUGAGGCCCCACUGACCCACCACAACACCCUGAGGCUGCGUUACGGCUUGGAAUGGAAAAUUAAGAAGAUAGGCCCUUAGCCUCAGAACUCUCACGACUCAGUAGGGCAGGUAAGAAGGCGUUUAUGGAAGUAGUUGCCAUAUACUGUGCGCUGGGGUGGGGAGGAGGAGGGGAGGCGUUCCCAGGGAGAGAUAAGGAGUGAGCCAGAAUGGGGACGGGGCGUGGCAGGAAGGACUUCACAGGAAAAAAAUGUUCAAGCCAGGUCUUGGCAGAUGACUUCCCAGUCAGAGGGAAGUGCAGAGGCACAGGCAGGAGAAAGCUGGUGUGCCUGGAGGGCUCGGGGUGGGAGAAGGCGAGGCCGGUCGAGUUCUGUGUGUUGUGCCAAGGCGUUUGGGUUCCAUCCCGCAAUGGAGAACUGCUAAAAGGUUUGGGGCAAGUGAAUCACAUGGUUGUUAUUGUAGUUAGCUGCUGUCGAGUGGACUCUGACUCCUGGCAACUCCACGUACGACACAGCACAGCGUUGCCCGUCCUGUGCCCUCCUUACGAUCAUCGGUACGCUUCAGCCCGUUGUUGCAGCCACUGUGUAUUCGGAGUGCCUUCCAACCUAGGGCGCUCAUCUUCCAGCACGAUAACAGACAUCUUCUGUGUCAUCCAUAUGAUUUUCGUUGGCUGAUUUUCAGAAGUAGAUUCCAGGCCUUUCUUCCUAGUCUGUCUUAGUCUGGCAGCUCUGCUGCAACCUGUCCACCGUGGGUGACCCUGCUGGUUGCCGUGGUGUUUCUUCCAGCAUCACAGCAACAUGCAAACCCUCACAGUAGGACGGACAUGAUUAGAGCUGCUUUCCUCUGUGGCUCUGGUGGCCCUGUGGACAGAACGUGGGAAGGGGCAGAGAGCCCAAUGAGGACCGUGUUCCCUGGGCUCAGACUGGAUGUGGGGAGGUGGGAUUAAGACAGCAGCUUUGGGGCUGGAGAGGAGAGGUCAGGAGGGAGGGAGAUUUGGGUGGUGGACUUUACAGACUCUGGAACGCGAGAGGAAAUAGGGUGACACCCAGGUCUCUGGCCUGAGUGGGUAGGUGGAGGGUGGCACCACAGACCGAGAGAGGCCUCCCAUCCCUUUAGCCUGGCUCAGCUUCAUGAGCUGCGGACCACCCUGGGGAGGUAUGGUGGGAGGCGGGGCCAAUAGGGACAGAAUUACGUGGCUCACUGCCCACUCUGCAGGAGCCAGGACCCCCCAGGCAGGGUCUGGGGCAGGCCGUGGAAGUGGGGGGCUGAGGUGGAGCAGAAUCGAAGGGAUGAAGUUGAGAAAGUUGAGUGGCUCAGAGGACAGACCCGAAGGCCGAGGCAUGGCAUCGCAGAGGCUGGUAGCCCCUAGGCACUCAGGGGGCCUGUCUUGCCUUUGCGCCUCUGUGCCCAUCCAGCAAGGGUGGAUGAGUGGCCACAUGCCCUUGCCACCACAUUCCACUCCACAUCCCACACCCAGGACAGUGACUGGCCCAGGAAAGCUCUCAGGAAACGGCUGGAAUGAACAACUGAGUCAGCGGGAGUUGUGCCCCUCUGGAGUGGGAGGAGGCCUGCUGACAGGCUGGGGCAGCAGUGCCUCCACCCCACACCAGCUGGGUGCCCAGGGGUGAGGCCUGGUCAGUGCAGGAAGUCUGUGUGUGUGUGUGUGUAUGAGUGCAGGAGUGAGCGUGUGAAUGUGGGGGUGAGUGUGGGAGUGAGUGAGUGUGUGGGUGAGAGUGUGUGAGUGAGGGUGUGGGUGAGAGUGUGUGAGUGAGGGUGUGAGUGAGAGUGUGAGUGAGGGUGUGGGUGAGGGUGUGUGAGUGAGGGUGAGAGUGUGUGAGUGAGGGUGUGGGUGAGAGUGUGGGUGAGGGUGUGUGAGUGAGGGUGUUGUGAGAGUGUGCGAGUGAGGGUGUGGGUGAGAGUGUGUGUGGGUGAGAGUGUGAGCGAGGGUGUGGGUGAGAGUGAGUGAGGGUGUGGGUGAGAGUGUGUGUGGGUGAGAGUGUGAGGGUGUGGGUGAGAGUGUGUGAGUGAGGGUGUGGGUGAGAGUAUGUGGGUGAGAGUGAGGGUGUGAGUGAGGGUGUGGGUGAGAGUGAGGGUGUGGGUGAGAGUGAGGGUGUGGGUGAGUGUGUGAGUGUGUGGGUGAGAGAGUGUGAGUGAGAAUGUGUGGGUAAGAGUGUGAGAGUGUGAAUGAGAGUGGGUGAGUGUGUAGGUGAGAGUGUGAGUGUGUGGGUGAGUGGGUGAGUGUGGGUGAGAAUGGGUGAGUGUGAGUGUGUGGGUGAAUGUGUGGAUGAGUGUGAGAGUGAGUGGGUGAGAGUGUGUGAGUGUGUGAAUGGGAGUGUGUGGCUGAGUGUGUGUGUGUAUAAAUGCAUGUGAGAGUGUAUGAGUGUGCAUAUGUGUAUGGGUGUGAGUGUAUGUGUGUGAGAGUAUGAGUGUGUAGGUGAAAGUGUGAGUGUGUGAGUAUGUGAGUGCAUGUGAGCAAGUGUAUAACUAUGUGUAUGCAUGUGCAUGUGAGAGUAUCAGUGUGUUAUGAGUGAGGGUAUAUAACAUGCAUGUAUGUGAGUGUACGUGUGUGAGUGGGCAUGUGAGUGUGCAAAUGUGAGUGUGCAUGUGAGUGUAUGAGUGUGUGUGGGUGAAUCUGAGUGAGAGUCUGUAAGUGAGUGUGAGGGUGUGUGAGUGCAUGUGAGAGUGAGUGUACGUGCAAAUAUGUGUGUAAGAAUACACAUGUGUCUGAGUAUGUGUGUGAGUGCAUGUGCGUGCAUGUGUGUGAGCGUAUAUGAGUGUGUGAGUGUGCAUGUGUUGGAGAGAAUAUGGGUGUGUGUGUGAGUUGCGUGUGAGUAUGUGAUUGCAUUCUGUGUGAGUGAGCAUAUGAGAGUGCGUGUGAACGUGUGUGUGUCCGUGUGUGCCUGUGCAUCAGAAGGGUGGUUUCCAGGGCUGAGCAGUGUUUGGAGCACGCCGGGCUUAGUUGGAAGCAAGCUCCUGAAGGACCAGGAGGUUCCUGCAUCUCAGACUGCAAAUUCCAGGCCUGUGUAUUUCAUACUCUUUAUUUCCUCAAUGAAAUAUACAUUCAUAUGUGGUAAAGAGCAGAACAAACUCUGCUAGUAGAUGGCCCUGGUUUUUUCAGAGACCCAGAGCAGACCCAUUCUUGCAGGUUCUUUGCUGGAGAGAGGGAGGGGCUGGCUACUCCAGGGCUGGGUCCCCACUGCUGCACAGCCACAUGUGGUCUCCCUCUGAGCUCCUCCUGCUCCCCAAAUUCAGCUGUGGUCCUGAGUCUCCAUCCUCACCUCCACCACCCCUUUCCCACCCUGCUAACCCUGAAGUUUGAGCAUCCACGCUCCCUGCUCGGGGAGAUUCUUCCAAUACAACACUUCUCAUCCACAGCCCCCGUCUCUGCCCUGGCUGACUGCAGACUUUGACUCUGCAGAAGGCCCCAGAGCGGCCCCCCACGCCCCUCUUUCAGGAAUGAUUAACUCCUAGUUAGGCGGCACACAGCAGCUUGAUCUCAGGGUGGGUGGUCCCUGGUCAGCUGGCCAGUGGAAAGAGAAGUUUCCUGGCUCUGCUGACAGCUGCUGCCUGAGAGUUCGUUCAACUCACCAAAAGCCAGGGCCGUUGGUGCCCAACAGACCAGGGAGCCCUCGUGGGCCAGAGGUAGAACCAGUGGCACUGGGGAACCAUGGGUGCUGGGGAGGGAGGGCUCUGGGCUCCCAUGGGGUAAAAGAAGAAUGGUGACCUCCCCCCACCCCCACCAUGGCAGGGCUACACAGGGGAAGGAGGGCUGGAAUGGGCCUGGUGACCAGGGUGGAGUCUAGCUGGCCAGAGCCCUCAGGUAUCAGUCGGGACUGAGCGCUGGCUGUGAGAAUGUGCCCAGUGGCCAGAGGGUGGCCAGGCAGGUGUGAGGUGCCCUGCUGUCAUCCUGUCACUGCCCCCCUACCUGCUGGAAGACCAGAUGCCACCUCCCCAGGGUGCCCAGAGCAGGUGGAACUCCUGGUACAGAGAGUGCAGAGAAGGGGCAAGCAGGACAGCAUCCAGAGUCGGGGUAGGGAGCAGGUUUGUCUUCCUGCCAUCACGACACAGGACUGAGCAGAAGGAGCACUGUCCCCGACCCUGCCUCCCUGCCCAUAGCCAUUCCUGUUCCCUAGAACCUCCUGCCAAGGUCAUGCCAGCCUCCACGGGUGACCCCACACAGGGCAGGGCAGAACCCGGGCACUGUCCUGAGCGUGUGAUGUGCAGUUCGGUACUUGACUUUCACAGCCGCCCCCAAGGGGGUUCUGUAUAAGCCUCACUCUGUACACUCUGAGAAGCAAAGCAACCAGCCCAAGGUCACACAGCUUCAGAAACAGGUCCACGUGAGCCAGAGCCUGGGCUUCUCACCCCGCGCUGACCUGCCUCCCUCGAGGCUGGCAGACAGUGAGAGGGCUGUGUCCACACCAGGGGGAAGACAGGCCAAGGAGCUCGGGUCACUGACCCGAGCCCGCACUCACCCCACAAGCUCCAGGGCUCAGAUUCCCAGCAUUCCACUGUGUCCCUGGUUUCCCAGCGAAGGGGAGACAGUGCUUCCGGUUCUUGGCAGCACCAGACAAUUAACAGCAGAGAAUAAUUGCUUUGGCAGUGCCAGCAGCCCACUUUGGCUGAUGAGAUGGGGAAGGUCAGAUGCUGAUGCUAGGUAUCAAAACCGACCGGCUGCAGUGGGGACAGGGACCAAGGCUAUCAGGAAGGGUCACAAGAGCUACACACCACGCAUGCCCAGCAGGGUCCUGGGGCCCCCGAGGGACAGGGAGCCUCCUCUUUGGCCCUGCUGAAGACUUGGGAUGCCAAGUGGAACUUGGCCCCGGGACAGCAGGGUUGCUCGGGUCCUGGCCUUGGUCCUCCUGCCUCCAUCCAGGCAUCUGGCCUGACGACACAAGCAAAGAGGUGGCCAGAGUCCGGGCAGGAAGGGGUCGGUACUGUAGUCAGUUUGGCUAGGGGUGCACAGAGUGAGUGGACUGGAUCUGGGAAGCCCCCGAGGUAGCAGGACAGGGCAGGUGCCCCGCUCAGUGCUGACCCCUUGUGUCUCCGGCCCCCAGACAGAGCUGUGACACGGCCCCCUCGCAGCUGACGACCCUGCCUGCCAUGGCGAGCCCCACGCUGAGCCCCGACUCCUCGUCGCAUGAGGCCCUGUCGGCCCCCACCUGCUCCCCCACUUCUGACUCCGAGAAUCUCAGCCCCGAUGAGCUGGAGCUACUGGCCAAACUUGAAGAGCAGAACCGGCUCCUGGAAGCAGACUCCAAGUCCAUGCGCUCCAUGAACGGCUCCCGGCGGAACAGUGGCUCCUCACUGGUGUCCAGCUCCUCGGCCUCCUCUAACCUGAGCCACCUGGAAGAGGACACGUGGAUCCUGUGGGGCCGCAUCGCCAACGAGUGGGAGGAGUGGCGGCGCAGGAAGGAGAAGUUGCUCAAGGAGCUGAUCCGCAAGGGGAUCCCGCACCACUUCCGGGCCAUCGUGUGGCAGCUCCUGUGCAGCGCCACAGACAUGCCCGUCAAGAACCAGUACUCCGAGCUGCUCAAGAUGUCAUCACCCUGUGAGAAGUUGAUCCGCAGGGACAUCGCCCGCACCUACCCGGAGCAUGAGUUCUUCAAGGGCCAGGACAGUCUGGGCCAGGAGGUCCUCUUCAAUGUCAUGAAGGCCUACUCCCUGGUGGACCGCGAGGUAGGCUACUGCCAGGGCAGCGCCUUCAUCGUGGGCCUGCUCCUCAUGCAGAUGCCCGAGGAGGAGGCGUUCUGUGUGUUUGUGCGGCUGAUGCAGGAGUACCGGCUCCGGGAACUCUUCAAGCCCAGCAUGGCCGAGCUGGGGCUCUGCAUCUACCAGUUCGAGUACAUGCUGCAGGAGCAGCUCCCAGACCUGAACACCCACUUCCGCUCCCAGAGCUUCCACACAUCCAUGUAUGCCUCGUCCUGGUUCCUCACGCUUUUCCUGACCACCUUCCCACUGCCCGUGGCCACCCGCAUCUUUGACAUCUUUAUGUAUGAGGGGCUGGAGAUCGUGUUCCGUGUGGGCCUGGCCCUGCUGCAGGUGAACCAGAUGGAGCUGAUGCAGCUGGACAUGGAGGGGAUGUCCCAGUACUUCCAGAGGGUGAUCCCCCACCAGUUCGACAGCUGCCCAGACAAGCUGAUCCUCAAGGCCUACCAGGUCAAGUACAACCCCAAGAAGAUGAAAAGGCUGGAGAAGGAGUAUGCAGCCAUGAAGAGCAAGGAGAUGGAGGAGCAGAUCGAGAUCAAAAGACUUCGGACGGAGAACCGGCUCCUGAAACAGAGGAUUGAGACCUUGGAGAAGGAGAGCGCUGCUCUGGCUGAUAGGUUAAUCCAGGGGCAGGUGACACGGGCACAGGAGGCUGAGGAGAACUACGUCAUCAAGCGGGAGCUAGCGGUGGUGCGGCAGCAGUGCAGCUCAGCGGCUGAGGACCUGCAGAAGGCGCAGAGCACCAUCCGGCAGCUGCAGGAGCAGCAGGAUAAUCCGCGCCUCACCGAGGACUUCGUGGCACACCUGGAGACAGAGCUGGAGCAGUCACGGCUACGGGAGACAGAGACGCUGGGGGCGCUGCGGGAGAUGCAGGACAAGGUCCUGGACAUGGAGAAGAGAAACAGCUCGCUGCCGGAUGAGAACAACGUGGCGCGGCUGCAGGAGGAGCUGAAAGCGCUAAAGGUGCGCGAGGGUGAGGCCGUGGCCGCGGCGCGGGAGCUGAAGCUGCAGCUGCAGGAGCUCUCCGACACCUGGCAGGCCCAUCUGUCCCGCGGCGGUCGCUGGAAGGAGUCCCCGCGGAAGCUGGUCCUGGGCGAGCUGCAGGACGAGCUGAUGAGCGUGCGCCUGCGCGAGGCCCAGGCCCUGGCCGAGGGCCGCGAGCUGCGGCAGCGCGUGGUGGAGCUCGAGACGCAGGACCACAUCCACCGCAACCUGCUGAACCGCGUGGAGGCGGAGCGCGCGGCGCUGCAGGAGAAGCUGCAGUACUUGGCGGCGCAGAACAAGGGGCUGCAGACGCAGCUCAGCGAGAGCCGCCGCAAGCAGGCAGAGGCCGAGUGCAAGAGCAAAGAGGAAGUGAUGGCCGUGCGCCUGCGGGAGGCUGACAGCAUGGCAGCGGUGGCCGAAAUGCGGCAGCGCAUCGCCGAGCUGGAGAUCCAGAGGGAGGAGGGCCGCAUCCAGGGCCAACUGAACCACUCGGACUCGUCGCAGUACAUCCGCGAGCUCAAGGACCAGAUCGAGGAGCUGAAGGCUGAGGUGCGGCUGCUGAAGGGCCCACCGCCCUUCGAGGACCCGCUGGCCUUUGACGGGCUCAGCCUGGCUCGACACCUGGACGAGGACUCGCUGCCAUCUUCCGAUGAGGAGCUGCUAGGCGUGGGCGUGGGCGCCGCUCUGCAGGACGCGCUCUACCCGCUGUCCCCGCGAGACGCACGCUUCUUCCGCGGUCUGGAUCGGCCAGCCAAGGACAGCGAGGGCAGCUCGGACAGCGACGCUGACGAGCUGGCCGCGCCCUAUAGCCAGGGCCUGGACAACUGAGGCCGCGCCCCCGCCAGCCAGGAGCCCGGGGGCUGUAGCUGUUGGGGGUGCCCGGGGCCCUAGCCUCCGGCGCCUCUGGGUCGAGGUCCUGAGCCACGCCCACACCUGGGGCCUGGCGCGGUGGGGCUCAGAAGGCGGUGCCGAGCCCCGCGGGGUCCUCAGGAUUCCUUGGCAGCCUCCCUUCCCAGCAGUGUUUACCCAUCUUGGUCCGCACCCCUCCAGGACCUCCUGCGUCCCAGCGGUGCCUGGGCCAGUCACCAGCGAGGGCAGAGAGUGACCCAGAGUUCCCAGGACUGGGCGAGCUGGAAGCUCCCAUCUCCAGCAGGCCUCUUUCUGGGACAAGGGUGGCCCUACCAGGAAGAGCCCAGGAGCUGGAGGGAGCCGAGGCAGGAAGGGCGCCUCUGGGCUGGAUGCUGCUCACUACUACCAGAUGUCCCUCGGGACACCGGGACCCUUGACCAGCCCUUGGCCGCUGGGGACAGGUGGCGGGCUGGGCUUUCCUGCCUGGUGCAGGUGUCAUGGCCCCUGCAGCAGAAACCAAAGUCCCCCUUACUGUGUGCAGGGCCACUUGGGGUGUGAGCGGCCAGGAGGAGCCAGGCUAGGGCUGGGCAGUGUCUGUCCAUGUUUGGGAGGUGGAGCGGCCAGAGCGGCUGCGUGGAAGGGAAAAAGCCUUGCCCCUCGCCCCACCCUUUCCUGUGAGACACUCCCAUUACCCAGUUCUUUGCCGCUGAUGGAGGAGGGCCCUCUCAGGGCUAGCCUCUCCAGGGGGUCCUCAUCUCCGCUUCCCUUCCUUCCCUUUGCCCCCAGACCCCCCAUCUCAGGCCAGGGCCAGGCCCCAGGUGAGGCUUUCCAGUGGAGCUGCCGCCUCCGCGCCUCCUCGUGGUGGUCCCGUGGUCUCUGCUAAGUCAGAGCUGAGAACGGUGCCAAAGCCCAACUAUGCCCCCAGACCCCCCACCCCGGGCCUCGUGACCCUCGGGGCUGACCCUCGGUGCUCCUGGAGCCUCGAGUCGCGUCACAAGCAAUCUCCCUGGCGCUUCUGGGGUAGGGAUCCAUGCUCAGUCCCCCCUUCCCAGUCGCCCACUCCUCAGUGUUAAAGCCUGGGGACACUGCCCACCACCAUUUUGCACACUGCCUGUUCACACUCCACAUGUCGCCCAGGCGGGAAAGAUGGAAAAUAAAGUGUAUUUACACGGUCGUGGGCGAGGGGCGCUGAGUGGGGCAGGCCU